Neomonachus schauinslandi (Hawaiian monk seal) is the source of this 1529-nucleotide messenger RNA. It is a transcript of the gene CAMK1G, whose product is annotated as calcium/calmodulin dependent protein kinase IG. Gene Ontology annotation, cellular component: intracellular anatomical structure. Gene Ontology annotation, molecular function: calmodulin binding; calcium/calmodulin-dependent protein kinase activity; ATP binding. The record is from RefSeq and is a predicted model, not a curated record. Gene Ontology annotation, biological process: peptidyl-serine phosphorylation. Bases 116 to 1528 code for a protein of 470 amino acids. The transcript is spliced from 12 exons. NCBI's taxonomy places the organism in Eukaryota, Metazoa, Chordata, Mammalia, Carnivora, Phocidae.
GUUAAAGCACUGGAGCAGCUAAUCCUCACAGACCUGUAGGAGCUGGAGUAGGAGCACCAGGAGCACCAUUCCUUCUGAGUCUCCGGCAUCCCCCAAAGCUUCAACUCUGGAGGCGAUGGGUCGAAAAGAAGAAGAUGACUGUAGCUCCUGGAAGAAACAGACCACCAACAUCCGGAAAACCUUCAUCUUCAUGGAAGUGCUGGGAUCAGGAGCUUUUUCAGAAGUUUUCCUGGUGAAGCAAAGGGUAACUGGGAAGCUCUUUGCCCUGAAGUGCAUCAAGAAGUCACCUGCCUUCCGGGACAGCAGUCUGGAGAAUGAGAUUGCCGUGUUGAAAAAGAUCAAGCAUGAAAACAUCGUGACCCUAGAGGACAUCUAUGAGAGCACCACUCACUACUACCUGGUCAUGCAGCUUGUUUCUGGCGGGGAACUCUUUGACCGGAUCCUGGAGCGGGGUGUCUACACAGAGAAGGAUGCCAGCCUGGUGAUCCAGCAGGUCUUGUCAGCAGUGAAAUACCUCCACGAGAAUGGCAUCGUCCACAGAGACUUAAAGCCUGAAAACCUGCUGUACCUAACCCCUGAAGAGAAUUCUAAGAUCAUGAUCACAGACUUUGGUCUGUCCAAGAUGGAACAAAGUGGAGUCAUGUCCACUGCCUGUGGGACCCCAGGCUACGUGGCUCCGGAAGUAUUGGCCCAGAAACCCUACAGCAAGGCUGUGGAUUGCUGGUCCAUUGGCGUCAUCACUUACAUAUUGUUGUGUGGGUAUCCCCCUUUCUACGAAGAAACAGAGUCUAAGCUUUUCGAGAAGAUCAAGGAGGGCUACUAUGAAUUUGAGUCUCCAUUCUGGGAUGACAUUUCUGAGUCAGCCAAGGAUUUUAUUUGCCACCUGCUGGAGAAGGACCCGAAUGAACGGUACACCUGCGAGAAGGCCUUGAGGCACCCCUGGAUUGAUGGAAACACAGCUCUCCACAGGGACAUCUACCCGUCAGUCAGUCUCCAGAUCCAGAAGAACUUUGCCAAGAGCAAGUGGAGGCAAGCCUUCAACGCGGCCGCCGUGGUCCACCACAUGAGGAAGCUGCACAUGAACCUGCACAGCCCAGGCCUCCGUCCGGAGGUGGAGAACAGGCCACCCAGCACUCCAGCCUCAGAAGCCUCGAGACCCAGCCCCUCUGAGAUCACCAUCACCGAGGCCCCGGCCCUGGACCAGAGCGUGGCCCUUCCCGCCCUGGCGCGGCUCCCCUGCCGGCCCCCCGGGGGCAGGUCCCUCAACUGCCUGGUCAAUGGCUCGCUCCGCAUCAGCAGCAGCCUGGUGCCCAUGCAGCAGGGGGCCCUGGCCGCCGGGCCCUGCAGCUGCUGUUCCAGCUGCCUGAGCAUCGGGAGCAAAGGGAAGUCCUCCUACUGCUCCGAGCCCACGCUCCUCAAAAAAGCCAACAAAAAACAGAACUACAAAUCAGAGGUCAUGGUGCCAGUUAAAGCGGGUGGCGGUUCCCACUGCCGGGCGGGGCAGACUGGAGUCUGUCUCAUUAUGUGAU